Molecule: messenger RNA, 2520 nt
Organism: Phodopus roborovskii (desert hamster)
Lineage: Eukaryota; Metazoa; Chordata; Mammalia; Rodentia; Cricetidae
Gene: Tbc1d16
Product: TBC1 domain family member 16
Exons: 12
Coding region: 175-2475 (766 amino acids)
Biological process (GO): activation of GTPase activity
Cellular component (GO): early endosome
Molecular function (GO): GTPase activator activity
Source: RefSeq, a predicted model, not a curated record
CCGGGCCUCUCCACAUCCCCUCCCCGCCGCGCCUCGCUAGCGGCGGCAGUGGCAGUGGCGGCGGCGGUGGCGGCUCCUGGAGCCGGCGCGAGUCCAGCCCCCGCGGCGGGACCCGGGUCUUGACGAGCCCUGCCUGGGCCGAAGCGUGCGGAGGAUGGAAACGUGCGCUCAACCAUGUCUCUGGGCCGCCUCCUUCGCAGGGCCUCCUCCAAGGCCUCGGACCUCCUGACCCUCACCACGGGGGGCAGUGGUGGGUCCCCCUCCAUCCUGGAUGGAGAGAUCAUCUACUCCAAGAACAAUGUCUGUGUGCAUGCACCCGAGGGGCUGCAGGGCCCUGGGGAGCACCAUCCAGGGUACCUGUGCCUGUACAUGGAGAAGGACGAGCUGCUGGGGGCUACCCUCAUCCUGGCAUGGGUCCCCAACUCUCGCAUCCAGAGGCAGGACGAGGAGGCCCUACGCUACAUCACACCCGAGAGCUCCCCUGUGCACAAGGCACCCCGCCAUCGGCGGCGGCGCACCACAAGCCUGGGAGCCCCAUACCAACCCCCUCCCACAGAGCCAAGGCCUCCCCUGACUCCCAAAGAUGAGGACAUCCUGGUGGUGGUCCAGAACGCCCAGGAUGCGGUACACAUCAGCCCUACAUCUGAAGACGGGGAAAAGCUGGCCCAGGGCCCAGAGGUGGAUGGGCCUCUGCCCGCUUCACAGCCUGUCCACAGUGACUCUGGGAUCCUGUCUACAGUCAGUUCACAAGACGGGACAGAGGAUGGCCGAGAGCCACGGCCUGAGGCCGUGGAGGAAGAGGGCUCCUUGGAGUUGUCAGCCGAUGGUGUGAGCAGAGAUAGCUCCUUCGACUCCGACUCCGACGCCUUCUCUUCACCUUUCUGCCUCUCGCCCAUCAGCGCGGCCCUUGCCGAGGGGAACAGCUCUGCAUUCCUGGAGAGCGAGGGCAGCUCCCCCUCUAGCUCGGAUGCCAACCUGCGGUUCCCUGACAGCAAUGGCCUCCUGCAGACACCUCGAUGGGAUGAGCCACAGCGGGGAUGUGCCCUGGAACAGAUUUGUGGUGUGUUCCGUGUGGACCUCGGCCACAUGCGCUCCCUGCGACUCUUUUUCAGUGACGAGGCUUGCACGAGUGGCCAGCUGGUGGUGGCCAGCAGAGAGAGCCAAUACAAGAUUUUCCACUUCCACCACGGCGGCCUGGACAAGCUCUCCGAGGUGUUCCAGCAAUGGAAAUUCUGCACGGAGACACACCUCAGGGACCAGCAGGUCACGGAUGAGAGGACAUGCAUGCAGUUCUCCAUCCGAAGGCCCAAGCUGCCACCCUCUGAGACCCACCCGGAAGAGAGCCUGUACCGGAGGCUGGAUGUGUCUGCCUGGCUCAACCACCUGAAUGAUCUGGGCCAGGUGGAGGAGGAAUACAAGCUACGCCAGGCCAUUUUCUUUGGCGGCAUUGACGUGUCGAUUCGAGGGGAGGUCUGGCCUUUUCUUCUGCACUAUUACAGUCACGAGUCCACAUCUGAGGAGCGAGAGGCUCUGAGGGAGCAGAAGCGAAAGGAAUACGCGGCGAUCCAGCAAAAAAGGCUCUCCAUGACUCCCGAGGAGCAGAGAGCCUUCUGGCGUAGCGUGCAGUUCACUGUGGACAAGGACGUGGUUCGGACAGAUAGGAGCAACCAGUUCUUCCGGGGGGAGGACAACCCGAACGUGGAGAGCAUGAGGAGGAUUCUGCUGAACUAUGCCGUGUACAACCCAGCCAUCGGCUACUCACAGGGCAUGUCCGACCUGGUGGCACCCAUCCUGGCUGAGGUCUUGGAUGAAUCAGACACUUUCUGGUGCUUCGUGGGUUUGAUGCAGAACACCAUCUUUGUUAGCUCUCCCCGGGACGAGGACAUGGAGAGACAGCUGCUGUACCUGCGGGAGCUGAUCCGGCUGACACAGCAGCGUUUCUACCAGCACCUGGUCUCGCUGGGCGAGGACGGACUACAGAUGCUGUUCUGUCACCGCUGGCUCCUGCUCUGCUUCAAACGGGAGUUUCCUGAGGCCGAGGCCCUGCGCAUCUGGGAGGCCUGCUGGGCCCACUACCAGACGGACUAUUUCCACCUGUUCGUCUGCGUGGCCAUCGUGGCCAUCUAUGGGGAUGAUGUCGUCGAGCAGCAGCUGGCCACAGACCAGAUGCUCCUGCACUUUGGGAACCUGGCCAUGCACAUGAACGGAGAACUGGUGCUCAGGAAGGCCAGGAGUCUCCUGUACCAGUUCCGCCUCCUGCCAAGAAUCCCCUGCAGCCUGCAUGACCUGUGUAAGCUGUGUGGGACAGGAAUGUGGGACAGUGGGUACAUGCCAGCUGUGGAGUGUGCCGGCCACCACCCGGGCUCAGAGAACUGUCCCUAUGGGGGCACAGUGGAGGUGCCAUCACCCAAGCCCCCGAGGGAAGGCAAGAAGGGUUCAAAGGCACCGCGGGAGGCCUUCGGUUUCCGGAGAUAGAAAAACCUCUGCCCUUGACAAGGAGCAAGGGGACCUCCCUGAGGA